Molecule: messenger RNA, 4266 nt
Organism: Eupeodes corollae
Lineage: Eukaryota; Metazoa; Arthropoda; Insecta; Diptera; Syrphidae
Product: alpha-1-macroglobulin-like
Exons: 17
Coding region: 85-4158 (1357 amino acids)
Cellular component (GO): extracellular region
Molecular function (GO): endopeptidase inhibitor activity
Source: RefSeq, a predicted model, not a curated record
GUUAUUGAACAGUCGUUAUUUAAGUGCCGCCGAGCACCGUUGGUGUUAAUUGAACUGUUGGAUAUCUUUUCUGUUUAAUUUAAAAUGUCACGCUUUUGGUUCGCCUUCAUAUUACUUACAAUAAGCAUUUUUCGGGAAGCAUCAUCAUCGAAUAAAAAGGGCUACUAUACAAUUGUAACACCAGAAAGAGUCCGGCUGGGUGCUGUUUUUCAUGUAUCUUUUACACUUAAUGAUUUUCAUAAGUCCUGCUGGUUUAACAUGAGCCUUAAAAGUACUGACGGAACAAUAAUCUCUGGAUCGGAAAAUAUUGAAAUAAAACCAGAAACAACUAAAUUAGUUGAACUUAAAGCUCCUCCAUUGAAUGUCAACGAAUUUUAUGGAAAUCUUGAAAUUUUUGGAUAUCGAGGAAUCAUUACUAAACAUUCACCACUGAUAUUUUUUGAAAAUGAUCAAUUUUGGGCAUUGGUAGAGACAAAUAAACCAAAAUAUAAACCUGGGGAAUUGUUAGAAUUUCGAGUAAUUUGUAUUGAUCAAUUGAAACGACCUGCAAAAUUGAAAGAUGUCGUAAUUGUGGAAAUUUAUGACGGGAACUAUAAUCUUCUUAAAACCAUUUCUGAUGCUAAACUUGUACAGGGAGUUUUUCGAAGUCAAUUUCAACUUUCUAACUAUCCCAUUUUGGGUGAUAAUUGGGAAAUUAAAGUUUUAACUAUUGAUAAACGACUUUUAGGGGAUAGAAAAUUUGAAGUUGACACAUAUGAUCUGCCAAAAUUUAGGGUUUUUAUAAAUUAUACAAAAAAAGCUACAAUUUAUGAUGAUAUGAUGCUAUUGGAAAUCAAUGCCAGCUAUUUCUACGGGAAACCUGUGGCAGGAAACCUUACGCUGAUUGUUACGAAAAGUAUUAGCUCUCCUUUCCCAGAAGAACCAUUAUUUAUCAACAACUAUCAAAUCGAUGGAAAAAUUGAAAUUCCAUUGGGAUUAAAAACUGAUCUUCAAUUAAGAUCUUCAUAUCAACACCAAAAUUUAGCCGAAUUUUAUGAAAGUCCUAUCCUCUCCGAGAUUCGAUUCAACAUUGAAGCUAUUAUCGUAGAUGAUUUAAGUGAAGAAGUAUCUGAGACAGCUAUAGGAGUUGGAGUGUAUGCACAACCUUAUAAAGUUGAACUACAAGCUCCAAGCAUAUUUAACUCCAGUCCAUUGUUCAGUAUUAAGGUUAAAGUUUUUAUAAAAGAUUUGGAUGACAAUCCAAUCGUGAACACUUCACAGCCAAUUUAUAUUAUAGUUGGAUGUCGUGAGAAAUUGGAACGGUAUAAAUAUGGCGACACUGUUAUAAUUCGUGUUGAAUAUAAAAAUGAUAUUCAGAAGGACUUUUGGCCAAUAGAAGUGACCAAUAAAAAUUAUUCCGAAUGCUUUAUCUAUGCAGAAUAUGGAAGAAGUAAAUCUUCAAAAAAAUGGUUGAACAACAACGUACAACUACUUGAUAUGGAGAUAAUAACAGAAAAUCCACAAGAGGGACAAGAGGUGGAAAUUAAAAUCAUAAAUUCUGAACCUUUUGAAGAAUUUUCGUAUGAAGUCGUGUCAAAAGGAGAUAUAAUUGAUUCCGGCCACAGAAACGUUCCCGGAGAUCAAACCACUUAUAUCCUUCGUCUCAAUGUGACAUUUUCAAUGGUUCCCAAAAUAACAAUAUACGUUCAUCUAAUCAAAAACAAGCAGUUUAUUGGACAGUUGAAGGAUGUCCUCAUAAAAAGUGCUAUACAAAAUUCUAUCGAAAUUUACACAGAGAACGAAACGAGGCCCGGAGCAGGAGUCUAUAUAAAUGUUACAACCGACGAAGGUUCUUACGUUGGUUUAAUGGGACUAGAUCGAAGUAUUCUUCAAAAUAUCAAUGAAAAAGAUAUUCUAAAUAAUGAUUAUGUCAAUGCUGAACUUGGCAAUGUAAAUACAUUGGCUUUCUACGAUCCGACCAAUUUUAAUGGCCCAAUUGGUGAUAUUGUCACCUUUUCAAAUGUUUUUCCGCUAACUGACGGAGUAGGGACAUUUGGUGGUGGAGGAGGAGGAUUCGCAGGAGGUAUAUUACCAGCAAAACGUAUUCGAAAACUUUUCCCCGAAAGUUGGUUAUUUUUGGAUUUUGAAAAACUUACAAGUGGAAGAUUAAAUAUUCUCGAAACUGUACCAGAUUCAAUUACAACUUGGGCUUUAACUGGAUUUUCAAUAAAUCCUAAAAGUGGAUUGACUUUUACCAGAAAUAUAACCGAUCUUAGGGUUUUCAAAGAGUUUUCUGUGUCAAUGGAUUUACCAACCUUAUUUAAAGAUAGCGAAAUAAUUGAAAUUCCAGUAUACAUAAGGAACUAUUUGAACCAGGAUGCUCUUGCUACUAUCACAAUUGAAACUUCUAGCGAAAAUCUACUAAUUUUUGAUAACUUUCAAGAAACUUCGGAAUCUAAGCAAAAUAUUUCGAGGCUUAUAGCAGCCAAUGAAAUUGACAAAAUUUUAAUUUACAUGAAGCCACUAAAGCCAGGCCAUUAUAACGUGACUGUUCUCGCUACCAGUCCUGUGGGAAGUGAUGCCGUUCAAAAGACCCUCAAUGUCGACCCUCAAGGUAUACCUUAUGCCAUGUCAAAGGCCUACUUAGUACAUUUACCCGAAGAAGGCAUGCAAGAAGGUGAAGUCACAAUUGACAUUCCUGAAAACGCUGUUUUGGGAUCUGAAAGAGUUGAAGUCUCAGUGAUUGGUGAUAUAUUUGGACCUUUAAUGAAGACACUUCAAAAGCUGGCUCGAGUUCCUUAUGGAAAUUGCGAAGAAAAUACGGAGCUUAUAAUCUCUAAUUCUUUAACUUUGAAAUAUCUUAAGGUUCUUAAUAGUUCAAACCCAAGCUUGGAAAAAAAACUGAGACAUAACAUCGAACUCGGCUACCAAAAUCAGUUGUCUUUUAAGUACUUAGAUGGUUCUUUUGGUUCUUUCAAUCAACAAAAGGAAAGAACUGGUGAUAUUUGGCAAACAGUGUUUUCCUUAUGGGGAUUAAGACAAGCCAACGAGUUUGUUCCUAUAGAUCCUUGGGUCAUAAAAAGAGGUUUACAAUAUUUGAAAUUAAAGCAACAAGAUAAUGGUUGUCUUACAUCAGGUAGCGGAACAGACGAAGAUGUUAAAAAUACGGUUUUUGGAUUGAUGGUGUUUUUAAUGGAUGAAGAUUCAAAAGAGUAUUUCAAUGAAGUUAUAAGGAAAGGUCUAGAGUUUUUGUACAACAUAACUGAUGAUUUAGAAUAUUCUCCGAUAUCUGCUUUGUCAGUUUAUGGAUUGUUAUUGGGAAACCAUGAGAAGGCUGGUGAUUAUUUGGUGAAACUUGCUUCUAGUUCUCGUUUGACAAGUAAACAAACGCUAUGGACAAGACCAGAUACGCUUCAAGCACAUCUCAAAACGACAGCUGAAAGCUUAAUAAAUCUCUUUGAAUCCCAAGCAAUACCAGAACAAAAUUUAUUGCAAAUUGUUCGAGGUUUGAUUGUUUCGAAAAAAGGAGAGUCUUCUGUAACUCAUAUGAUAGCCUUGCAAGCAAUGAUCACAUUUAUUGAAAAGAUUUUCUUGAGCAAAACUCAGCUGGAAAUAAGAUUUGAAGAUGAUCUUAACAAAUCGGGAAGUUUUGAGAUUAAUUCAGAAAACUUACGAGUUUUUCAAACUUUCGAGGUCGCCCAAAAUUCCAAAACAUUAAAAAUUCAAAGUAAAGGUCAUGGAUUUGCUGUGGUCGAUGUGAGCUAUAAUUACAACCUUUUACCUGAAAAUCUGACUUCAAUCUUUACCACCAACAUAUCAACUAAUAAGACUUCAAAAUAUAUGGGAGUUUUAGUGAUCUGUACUAGUGUCACUAUGAAUAAUACUCAAAAUAAAUUAUCAAAAAUGGAAGUUAACCUUCAAUCUGGUUUUAUAUUUAUUGACAAAAAUUCCCGAGAUGAUGAGCGCAUUAGUGAAAAGAUCAAAGCACUACAAAUAAGUUUACACAAAAAUAAAGCUAUGGUAUACUUUGAGCAUGUACAGGCUACUGAAACUUGCAUUGAAUUGACUGUUCGUAGAGCUUAUAAAGUUUUCAAUGCAAAGCCAGGAUGGGUUACUGUUAGUGAUGUUUAUGAGAAAGAUCAAAAAUCUGGAAGAAGUUUCACGAUAAAUGAUUUCUGAUUAAUCGUCAAUCUAAAUAUUUAAAGGAAAUUAAUUGACUUUUUGAAUUGAAUAUAAAUUAAAGAUUUUGUUAAUAUUCUCAAAUAUACAAUAUGUUUAAAAAAAAUA